Messenger RNA from Choloepus didactylus (southern two-toed sloth), 7435 nucleotides. It is a transcript of the gene SYNM, whose product is annotated as synemin. The transcript has 4 exons. The coding region runs from base 147 to 4874 and encodes 1575 amino acids. Gene Ontology annotation, molecular function: structural constituent of cytoskeleton; structural constituent of muscle; intermediate filament binding. The record is from RefSeq and is a predicted model, not a curated record. Gene Ontology annotation, biological process: intermediate filament cytoskeleton organization; fast-twitch skeletal muscle fiber contraction. Gene Ontology annotation, cellular component: costamere; intermediate filament; neurofilament cytoskeleton. Lineage: Eukaryota; Metazoa; Chordata; Mammalia; Pilosa; Megalonychidae.
CGUCCGCUAAGUGUCGCCGCUCGCUUGCUCCGGCUCCAGUCUGCGGGACUCCGGGGCGGCGGCGGGGUCGAAGCGGCGCGGCGGAGGGGACAAGACCAGGGCAAGGGAAGGAGCCAGCCGGCCGGGAGAGCCCCGCACCCAGCAAGAUGCUGUCCUGGCGGCUGCAGACGGGCUCCGAGAAGGCCGAGCUACAGGAGCUCAAUGCCCGGCUCUACGACUACGUGUGCCGGGUGCGGGAGCUGGAGCGCGAAAACCUGCUCCUGGAGGAGGAGCUGCGCGGCCGGCGCGGACGGGAGGGCCUCUGGGCCGCGGGGCAGGCCCGCUUCGCCGAGGAGGCGCGCAGCCUGCGGCAGCAGCUGGACGAGCUGAGCUGGGCCACGGCGCUGGCCGAGGGCGAGCGCGACGCGCUGCGGAGCGAGCUGCGGGAGUUGCAGCGGCUGGGCGCGGAGGAGCGCGCUGCCCACGGCCACCUGGAUGCCGAGCUGGCGGCGCAGCGGCGCGAGCUGCAGGAGGCUCUGGACGCGCGCGCCGCCCUCGAGGCGUUGCUGGGCCGGCUGCAGGCGGAGCGCCUCGGCCUCGACGCGGCCCACGAGCGCGAGGUGCGGGAGCUGCACGCGCGCGCCGCCAGCCUGACCAUGCACUACCGCGCCCGCGCCGCCGCGCCCCCGCCGCGCCUGCGGGAGGUGCACGACAGCUACGCGCUGCUGGUGGCCGAGUCGUGGCAGGAGACCGUGCAGCUGUACGAGGACGAGGUGCGCGAGCUGGAGGAGGCGCUGCGGCGCGGCCAGGAGAACCGGCGGGAGGCCGAGGAGGAGACGCGGCUGUGCGCGCUGGAGGCGGAGGCGCUGCGGCGCGAGGCGCACGAACUGGAGCAGCUGCGCGCGCGGCUGGAGGACGAGCUGCUGCGGAUACGCGAGGAGUACGAGCUGCAGGCCGAGGAGCGCCAGAGAGUGAUCGGCUGCCUGGAGGAUGAGAAAGCAGAACUCACCUUGGCCAUGGCUGACCGGCUGCGGGAUUAUCAGGAACUCGUGCAGGUGAAAACCGGCCUCAGCCUGGAGGUGGCAACCUACCGGGCCUUACUGGAAGGAGAAAGCAAUCCAGAGAUUUUUAUCUGGACCGAACAUGUUGAAAAUGUACCACAAGAAUUCAGAAACAUGUCCUGUCAGUAUGCCAACUCAGUAUUACAGAGGGAAAAUGAAAGAAAUCUCUUUCCAAGGCGGAAAGUUCCUUCGGCGAGUCUAAAUGGCAGGUGGACGCCGUAUUCUAACCUGUCGGCCCCCUUCGGAUCUCAGACAACCACAUCUAUCGGGAGUGCUGCCACGCGAGGCUUCCUGGGCUCGGAAUAUUCUUCCUUGGCUACCAGCCGGCAGGAAAACUCGUAUGAAAAAACUGUCAACAAUCAAACCAGCUUCAGAACUUUCCCUCCAACCUAUGGUCAUUUAAGAAACACGGACGCUCCAGUGAAAACAUUCCCCAAUAGACCAAAAACGGAAGGUACGGUUGAUGCCACCACUCAUUUAGCCAAGGAUUCCACUGUCACCCGAGAGUCAUCCCGAGAACCCCUGGACAAUGUGGCAAUGGGUGCUUCCAAAAGUGCUCGGUCAAGUGAGAGAACCAUCAUUUUGGGAAAGAAAACAGAAGCUGAAGCUACAAGGGAGCAAGGAAGAGAUGUAUCAGGCACGGUCAAGAUAAAGCAAGAAGAGAAAAUGUUUGAUUCGAAAGAGAAGGCUUCCGAGGAAAGAAAUUUGAGAUGGGAAGAAAUGACAAAGUUAGAUAAAGAAGCAAGAAAGCGAGAAAGUGAGCAAAUGAAGGAAAAGGCUAAAGGGAAGGAACCAUUGAGCGAGAAAAUUGUGAAAGAGAGAGAGAUUCCGAUUAGUCUAGAAGUAUCUCAGGACCGCACAUCCGAGGUGUCCCCCAAAGGCUUACAGACACCCAUAAAGAAGGAUGCUGGUGGUGGUGCGGGCACAGGGACGGGCACAAGAGAGACGAGGUUCAGGCUGGACAGAGGCGAUGCCACCGGCUCUCUGAAAGACGAUUCCAUGACCGAAACCAUAGCCGAGAACAUUGUUUCCAGCAUCCUGAAGCAGUUUACCCAGUCUCCUGAUCCAGAAGCAUCCGAGGAGCCUUUUCCAGACACAAAAGUCACGUACGUGGACAGGAAAGAGCUCCCUGGCGACAGGGAAACAAAGACUGAAAUCAUUGUGGAGUCUAAACUGACCGAAGACAUCGAUGUUUCGGAUGAAGCGGGCCUGGAUUAUCUUUUAAGCAAGAACGUGAAGGAAGUGGAGCUGAAAGGGAAGUCAGCUGAGCAGAUGCUGGGGGACAUAAUCAAUCUGGGUCUGAAAGGAAGGGAGGGGAAAGCAAAAGUCGUCAACGUGGAGAUCAUCGAGGAACCCGUGAGCUACGUGGGCAGUGAGGCGGCAGGCGAGCCGUCCACCCCGUUUGAGGUGGAGGAGGUUGAUGAUGUACCUCCGGGCUCCAGGGGGCUGGUGGAGGAAGAGGAAGGUCACGGGGAAACGGACAGCAUGUUCUCAGUUAGUCAAGGCCAGAAGACCAAGCAGCCCCAGCAGAACAUAACUCAUGUUGAAGAAGUGAUGGAGGCAGGUGACUCAGAGGGAGAGCAGAGCUAUUUUGUGUCCACCCCGGAGGAGUCCUCUGGGGGGCAUGACAGAGAUGAGGGCUCAGUGUAUGGGCAGAUCCACAUCGAAGAAGAAUCUACCAUCAAGUACUCUUGGCAAGAUGAAAUAGUGCAAGGGGCUCGGAAGAGCAGAAGGAGGGACGAUGCAUUGGGAGAGAAGGUUGUACAGCCGUUGGAUGUUCCGGCUUCUUCUCUGGAAGGGGACGAAGAUUCUUCUCACUGGAAGGAACGAGUUAGAAGUGGUGAAUUCCAUGCUGAAACCACAGUCACCGAAAAGGAAAUUAAAAUACCACAUGAAUUCCACACGUCCAUCAAGGGAGUCUUCUCCAAGGAGCCCAGACGCCAGAUGGUGGAGGUGAUUGGGCAGCUGGAGGAAAGCCUUCCCGAGCGGGUGAAGGAGGAGCUGUCUGCUCUAACCAGAGAGGAUCAGGGCGAGCCUGGGAGCAUCUCAGUCGAUGUAAAGAAAGUUGAGACCCCUGACGGUGGCUCUGUGACCUUAGUUGCUGAAGUCAACCUUUCGCAAACUGUAGAUGCCGACCAGUUAGACCUGGAAGAGCUGAGCAGAGAUGAAGCCAGUGAAAUAGAGAAGGCAGUGGAGUCAGUGGUUCGAGAGAAUUUGGCCAAGCGGCACGGCCAAGCACCUGAGAGCCCGAAGAGGGAGGAUGGAGCGGGUGCCCCGGCUUCCGGCUUUCACAUCAAGCGCUGGGCUACCAGGGAGCUGUACAGCCCCUCUGGUGAGGGGGAUGAGGUUCUCGGGGCCCAUCUCAGCACGGAGCACGUGGCUUCCCCGGGUCCAGUGUCGGCCACUGUGGAAAUCAGCAGCAGCCCAACGGGCUUUGCCCAGUCACAAGUGCUAGAGGACAUAAGCCAGUCUGUAAGGCAUAUUCAGAUGGGUCCCACUGAGAUUUGGAGGACUGAGCAAGUUUCCCCCAAAGGACCCAUUGCAGAAGUGGUAGAGGUAAGUGGAGAAGGUGACCUUGAUCAGGCAGAGAGCUCGGCAGGAGCCAGCUGGUCUGUGAGGCAUUUUACGCUGGGUCCUAAUCAAAGCCAAACAACCCAAGACGUCAUCUUUCGAGGGCCUGUCCCUGCCUUUCAGGAGGAAGGGGCCACAGAGGAGUCUGGCCUGGCAGAGUUUCCCACAGAUACUGAUAAAUCAGGGCAGCACAUCACAUUGGGCUCCAAACAGUUCCAUGCUAAAAAGGAAAUUAUUUUUCAGGGCCCCAUUUCCAGGGCGGGGAAGGGUGGUGAUCAUUUUCAAACUGAAGAGUCAGUGGGUACCCAGACUUCCAUAAGGGUUCUUAAAUUAGACUCUAAAGAUGGGCUCAGUGAGCAAAUGCAAUUUGCAGUCCCCCUUUCAGACAAAAUGGAGUUGGGUGUCAAAGGUGAUUCUGUACACACCGAAGAGUCGUCAGGUCUCGCCACAUCCACCAGGCACAUCAAAAUUGGUCCUCGGGAGCAUCACAUCACUGAGCAGAUAGUUUUCCAUGGACCAGUUCCCCAACCAGGGGAGUCAAGUGACUCAGAAAGCAUUGUCCACAGAGAGGGCUCAACAGACACAACCCAAGCCACUCGUAGUUAUAGCCUGGGAAAAGAAAUCCUCAUGACUGAGAAAAGCACCUUCCAGAGAGUCCUUUUGGCAUCUCCUCAGGAGGAGAGUGCAGGCGAGACAUCAGGGGCAGGAGUGACAGCGGACAGUAACAGGUCCUUUAGGCACAUCAGACUAGGUCCUACAGAAACCGAAACCUCUGAACACAUUGUCUUCCACGGACCCAUUUCCAAAGCAUCGGCACUUGCUGGUUCAGCAGAUGCCCCUGAGGGAGGUGAGUUAGACAGCAGGCGAUCGCUCAGGCACAUUUCCAUGGGCCCCAAAGAAACUUCGUUUACCUUUCAGAUGGAUGUGAGUAACGGAGGGGAGAGCCCCAGCUCUGCCAGAUGGACACGAGAGGCUCCGGUCCUUCACCCUGGAGGGAACGAAGCAGAAUCUCAUGAUGUGUCUGAUGGUGGUGCCUGGGCAGAUGCUGGCAGUGGAAAUGCCCAGGCAGCGGGCGGGAGCUUCCAGAUCUCUGCCGGUGGCAAGCACCAGGCCCCUGGGGAGAAUGUCCAAGAGCGGGCUGUGUUUGAUAGGACGGUGCAGCUACAGAGAAUGGUAGACCAAAGGUCAGUGAUUUCUGAUGAAAAGAAGGUUGCCCUCCUCUAUCUAGAUAAUCAGGAGGAGAAUGAUGGACACUGGUUUUGAAAAGCAGAAAUACUUUGUUUUAAAUUAUUCAGUAACAUACCAACAUACACGGGCCUUUACUUAUCUUAAAAGGGGGAGCAGUUCACUCUUUAUUAAAACCUCCCCUGUGUUCACUUUCUUCAAUGAGCGCUCCAGGCAGUGUCCAUUUACUUUAUGGUUAAUAUGUAAAGGUUUCAGAUGAAAUCAUGCCUUAAAAGGCAUUGGAAUUUUAUUUUUGAGUUGGAACGUUCACAUGUUAUUUUUAUCUUUUUAGUCUUAAAAGGUUCCUUUUUCUGGAGUUUUCUCUCCACUUCUGGAGACGAUUUCUCCCAGUUUUGCACUUGGUUGUAGAAAUGCCUCGCUUCUGUUUGAAACUAUAAUUAUCUAUAGGUAAGAUGCUAAAACAGUAACCAGGUUAAAGUAAUAUAUUAAAGGCAAACUUUACUUGCAUGUGCUAAUAUGAAAUAGUAAGGCUAACAUUUUAAGGGAAAAAUAGGUUUUUCUCUUUCCAAAGUCUUUUCAAAAAGAAACCAUAGGAAAUAAGCAGACUGCUUACAUUUAAAAAAAAAAAGUCUGCUAAAUGGUUUCAUCUUUAGGAAACAGUUAUUUGCCAUAGAAUGAAACUCAUUUUAGCAUUUGAAUGAAUUGCUUUCUACAUGCAGAACUUUAAAGAACAUAGUAUUUUAUUUAUGGAGAAGCCAGCUGCAGUCUAUUGCGGUAUAUUAAUCAACAUACUAUGUUAGCACAGGUUCCUGGAAUAUUGCACUAGAUUGAUAUGUAGGUGAGAAGAUUACUGUGAAUUGCUUAUAAGAGUGAUUCUUUUCGGGGACACUAAGUAGUUAAGUAGUGUGUAGCCUCAAAAGUCUUUUUUGGGUCAUAACCAGUGCUUAUCAGAGUCCACUAAGCUUCUGUAAACCUUAACUGUCAGCACCAAGCAUUUAAAUUCACUUAUGGGAGGUAGACCUUGCAGGCAAUAAAAAGAAUUUUAAUGCCCGCACUGCAGCUAGACUUGCAAGAUGGAUGUGUGCAGUAAAAUCUGAAACUCAAGAAGCCUUUCUUAACCCACUAUAAGUGGGGUGGUGUUCUCCCUGAGCUGAAAGACCUAAAGGUUAAAAAUGACAACCACCCAACCUCAUGAAAGUUUAUGCACUUUCAAUGGAAAUAAUUACAGUUGGAGUGUUUGGUCCAGGGAGAGGAAUAAUAUGUUAAAUGGAAUGAGCUGUCUUGAGGAAGGAGGUGGGCACCUCACCUGCAGCUCGGCCCAGAGAUGCCAGGAGGGGCCCCGGAGGAUGGCAGAGACUAUUUGGAGGCCACAGGUUGCAGGUCUGCAGGUGUACACUACCGAGUUGAGAUGUUACGUUGCACAGUGCGUUUUCUAAGCUCCCAAAUUUUAAAGGUAUAGAAUCACAUAAGAAUAGUAUCUCUGGCUGCUUCACCUUAUUUUAGUCCAAACUAGAGUUCUUUUCAUAUAGGGCUGUUAGAGUUGUACUUCCUAGUAUACUGUCACGUAACUGACUAGAGUUUCCUAAGGAAUGGUGAGCCAAGUGUCAUGCCAUCUUCAGGUAGAUUGUCACGAUAGGGCCAGAGGGUGUGCCAGGAUCUGAAGAUGAUCUCCCUCCCACAGUAAAUGUGACACGGAGGGAUCUAACCACAUGCUGCCUGUCCUCGGCACGCUUCUCAGGUCGUGGCAAUGGCUACAGCAGGUAGUUUAUGCAGAGUGCCUUUUCCUAAUCGAUAAGUGGAGGACAAAUGCAGCACAGCUUUGAAGAUGAUCAUGGUGCAGAAAGAGCGAAAGUUGAUUUGGAUUGUAAAAGUUUAAAACCUUUCUUACCUAUCUGCCAGAAUGAACUAGGGUUUGACACAAACUGGUUCAGAGGUUCAACAAUCGAAGACUUCUCAUCUCAAAUAUAGCCAGAGAUAUGCUCUUUAGCGGAAAUCUGUAAUGGUAUUUUAUAAGUGAUUUAUUGGAGGGAAUGUGAUCGGGGUGCCCAGUCUGUUUUGAUGGCAACACAGACUGACAAUGAGAAGUCUAUUAUGUGAGUCUUAAGUGGGCUAGGUUUGAUGUGAGUAUCCCAUAUUGCAACCUGGUAAAUGGAUGCCGAUGUGAACAGGUUAUUAAUGUCAUGGAAAAUAAAACAAAAUAUCUUAGACCCUAAUUUUAAUCUCCAGGUCGGAAUGCCUGUCUGUAAGAAGUAUCCAUUACCAUAUGAAAUCCUGAGCUGUUGUUGGUUAAGUUUUUAGAUCACCUGGGAGCCCUGUCGGCCUCAGUAGAAUGACAGAUCACUCACAACUCUGUUUUUUUAAACCAGUCACUCAGAAGACAAUAGAAAUUAGCUUUGUGGUUGGAGGGGGUGAGGACACAGCCAGUCUUUUCCUAUCUAUUGUUGCAAAACGGUAUUAAUUGAAUGUUUUUCAACUUCCCACUGGUUGCUUUGGUCUUGUUUAAAAUGUAUAUUCUGAAUGGAAUCAUCUUAAAGAGCUGAUUUUGCUAACCUCCUGUUCCUGGCACAGAGAAAUGUCACAAGAAUGUGUGAAAAUAAAAACCUAAGAAAAAAAAUCCAUGUUGUUCUUAAAGAGAAUGA